UAUAUAAAAAUAAAGAAGAAGAAAAGUAAGACAAAAAGAGAGAGAAAGAAAGAGAGAAAGAGAGUGACACACGAAUGGGGGUGGAAAAGGACGAAAGGAAGGUUCGCGUCGUACGAGACGAGAUCGCAAUGAAAGUCAAUAAACCGUGAUGAGUAACCGUGGAGAGUAGUAGCGGUCAGAGAGUGGUAUUAAUAAAUUAGUGUCUACUUGCUGCUGCUGCUGUUGCUGCUACUGCUGCUGGAAGUAGAGGAGGUGCUGGAGGAGGUGGAGGAGGAAGAAGAAGAGAAAGAGGAAGAGAAGACGAGGAGAAUACAAGUGGUAGAAGCUUCGUACGAGGUGGUGGAGGUGUUGCGCGUUGUGUGUGCGUGCGAGCGCGCGCGCGCGCGCUUAUACCCAUACGUAAAYACGGGAUCAUACGUAAAACGAUUCCUGUAAUGGUGUACGUCGGUGUGACAGAAAAAGACAAUUGACUCGUAGCUGGCAGAGUCGAACGUCGGUGCUUGUCGGGGGCCUUCUGACGUCACAUCCUGCUACUCUGCUACUACACUACUAUUACUACUAUAUACAUAUAUAUACUGUUGCUACCACAACUACUGCUGCUGCUGCUGCUGUUGCUGUUGCUGCUGUUACUGCUGCUGUGACUUUGCUCUGCUGUUGAACGACAACGAGCCGCGAUCUCAUCUGGACUACGGCGCACGAAGCGAAUGAAGAAGGAUGACCAGACGCGAGAAGAGGAUCUUCGGGAUCCUUGUCUUGCUGAACAUCCUUGGAAAGGUUCCAGCGAAUCUAACAGCCUCCUCGGAAUCGGAAUCGAUCGAGGAGACGGUAGCAAUCACUACAACGAAGAAACCAAUACCAGAGAGAUGCUUAGAAAAACAGGUUCAAGGACCUUGCAAGCAUUAUGUAUAUAAAUGGUCUUUUCAUAAAGCUGAAGGAAAAUGCAAGAUGUUCCCUUAUGGAAGUUGUUUAGGAAAUGAGAAUAGAUUCAAUUCUGAAGCUGAGUGUCUUCAUUAUUGUGUCGGUGGUCCUGAUCACACACUACCACCUUACCUGGUAACAAAAGGAGGAGUAUUUGUGACAACGAGUGUUCCAACGAGUAGUACACCACCUAUAACUACAUCAAGUACUCCAAGACCAACGUUCACACCACCCGAACCAACAAGGCCACCAGUACCAAAGGAAGAACGAGGAAAGGAAUUGACAUUCAUGGAAUCAGGAUACGAGAAGACGUUCAUGUUUGCACAAAGUAAUACGUUCAUUCAACUAGACGGCAGUGGAAUAAAAACCUUCCAAUUGAGAUUAUGCCGUGAAAUAUCAUUCAAAUUUCGAACGAAAUUGCCACACGGUUUACUCGUUUAUCACAGCGUGAAAGAUCGUCCAGAAGGUUUAGAACCUUACGCGCUUUACGUGAUAGUUGAAAAGGGUCAAUUGAAGGUAGUACAUGUGUUUGGAAAAAAUUCAACGAGUAUUACCGUUGGUGAAGGACUUAACAGAGACGAGUGGCAUAGUGUUCUGGUUAGAAUUGAUGUUCACGGAGCUAAACUAAUCGCUAGGGUCGAUGAAAAGCAAGCAGAAACUAAUUUAGAAGUUCUUGAACGUUUCGUCAAUUAUGGUGUUUCGGAGGAAUUGGCAUCCGUUGUUCUUAUAGGAGGAUUAAGUUCAGAGGAGCGUUUACAUGGAGUAAAAUAUAUCAUAGAAUCUUUUGUCGGUUGCAUCAGAGACAUGGUCCUCAGUUCCGGCAAGUCGGCAAGUGACUUGUUACCCAUUCAACCGUUGAUUGCAACAAAGCAUGAAAAUGUAAAGGAAGGUUGCAUCGACAAAUGCAGGACAAGGGAAAACCUUUGCUUUAUGGCCGACCAAUGUGUCAAUCAUUAUAACAGCUUGACAUGUGACUGUUUUGGAACGAAAUACGAAGGAGAACGUUGUGACGUCUACACUGCCACGAUUUUAACGUUGAGGGGAUCAUCGUACGUGUCAUUUCGAGUUUACGAUUGGAAAGACCGUGUUCAUUCCUCCGUUAACAGGAUAAGCUUGGCUUUCAAGACAAAGUUCGACGACUCGGCAUUAUUUUAUGCGUCUGGUGAAAUUGAUGGUACACCGCAUUACGUAGCAGCAUCCAUUUUGAACGAUUCAGUUGUCGUUGAAUUAGAUUUUGGUCAUGAUUCCAAAAUUCAUACGGAACUUGGCGAUUAUGUUACGUCAGAUCAUUGGAACAAUUUAACCAUCUUUCACAAUGGUUCAUGGGUAUACGUUAGUUUGGACGAAGAAGUUAAAGUACUCAAGAUACCUGGUGAAAAUUAUAACAUGAUUAUCGAUCCUGAAAUAUAUAUCGGUGGUGGACCAGAGCUUCAUAAGAAAAAGGGUUUAGUUUCGUAUAACAAUUUUGUAGGAUCAUUGAAAUAUGUAUUCUUUAACGACAAGUCGAUCAUCUAUGAAUUGAAACGAUCUAAUCCUAUGGUUCAUUAUAUCGGCGUGCUAGAACCGGAGUAUUACGAGGCCGACGUUGAGGUCAUUCCUAUUACGUACCCUUUCGCAGGAAGUCAUAUUUGGUGGCCUAUUGAGAAAACGGAUUCUCUUAAGUUAAACUUUGAUUUUAAAAGUUCAAAACCAAUUGCAGUUAUUGCAUCGGGAGAAGUCCAUAGUGAACAGGGACUUGGUUAUUGGGAGCUUCGCUUGGUUAACGACGAAAUACGUUUUCAAUUGAUACCUGCCCUAAUAGAAAAUAUUACAGUAUCAACUGCUGUCAAAUUUCCACCAUACAACACUUCCUGGCACGCCGUUGAAUUAAAUUAUACAAAAGGCGAGUUAAACAUUCUAGUCGAUUAUAGAAAUAAACAAACCAAGCAACUUUCUUCUAUGAUUUUUGAAUUGGAUAACAAAGUAAUCAUUGGAAGUGGCAAAAGUAAUGCUGGUCUAGUAGGUUGCAUGAGAGAUAUUCAAGUAAAUGGACAAAACAUUGAACCUAGAUACAUUAUAAAUACUGAAAGAGUUGUCGGUGAAGUAGCAUUGGAUAAUUGCCAAUUCGUUGACCCAUGUAAAAGACCAAACACUUGUGAACACGGUGGUAAAUGUUCUGUUAAAGAAGAUCGAAUUACUUGUGAUUGUACGGACACUGGUUAUAUUGGAAAAAAUUGCCAUUUUGCACAAUAUAGAAAAACCUGUGAAGAAUUAGCGUUAUUAGACAACACUCAAGAUGGUGUUUAUAGAAUUGACAUUGACGGAAAUGGAAGAUUUCCACCUGCAGUAGUAAAAUGUGAAUUUCAAUCAAUCGAAGAUUCAACCAAAACAAUCGUAGAACAUAAUUUGCCAUCUCAAGUAGACGUUAGAUCCUUUUCUCAAUUUGAUUUUUCAUAUAGUAUUACGUACAGACAAUUUACUGCAGAGAUGCUUCAAGAACUGAUCUCUCAUUCACUUUAUUGUAAACAAUAUGUAAAAUAUGAUUGUUACAAAGCACCAUUGGAACUUCAUAGUGCAACCUGGUUUCUUGGUUCAAAAGGAACAACAGUUGAUUUUAUUGGAAAUGUUAAUAGAGGCUCUUGUCCAUGUAGUGAAAACAGAACCUGUGUGGAUGAAAAUAUGAGUUGUAACUGUGAUGUGUCAUCUGGAAAUGCAGGAAAAUGGCUAUCUGAUGAAGGUUAUUACAAGACACCUGAUUCAUUAGGUAUCACUGGUAUGGUCUUCUUACAGCAAAAAGAUCUGGAAGAAGAUGCUCAAGGCCGUAUAACAUUAGGUCCAUUGGAAUGUGUUGAGACAAACACACAGAAAUAUGUUGUUACCUUUACAACUUCACAAUCCUAUAUUGAAGUACCAGGUUGGAGAAAAGGUGACAUAGCUUUUAGUUUUCGUACAACAGGAGAAAGAGCUAUCCUUCUUUAUCAACCACCAAUUAGGAGUAAUUAUCCAUCGUUCAUGGUAGCACUGACAUCAGAAUAUCGGCUAACUUUUAACUUUACUCUCAACACUGGAACCGUUCAAGAAUUGGAAAUAAAAAGUGGAAGGAAAUUGAAUAACGGAGAAUGGCAAAAGAUUUGGAUCGAUUAUAAUGAUUAUCAUGUUAGAUUUAUGAUUAAUACUGAUUAUCAAAUGGUAAAUUUGACAUCUGAAGAAGAGUUUGGUCCGUUCGAGGGUUCUAUGUUUAUCGGAGGUGCUACAGCAGAACAUUUGAAGACUUCAUCGGUCAGUGAAGGAUUAAUUGGAUGUUUCCGAGGUCUUGUUGUAAAUGGUGAAAUCUUGGAUAUCCAUAGUUAUAUGUCGGUACAUCUUUCGGAAAUUAUAAAAGAUUGUAAACCUUCUUGUCAACCUAACAAAUGUCAAAACGGUGCAAAAUGUGUCGAACAGUGGAGUAAAUUUCAAUGUGUUUGCAAGAAUAAGUGGGCUCAUUUAGGAAUUUAUUGUGAAACAAACAUUAAUAAUAAAGCUUUGACGUUUACUUCGUCGGGUGCUUUUCUGAAAAAAAAUUAUUUUGGCUCGGACGAUGAUGGUGAAAAAAUAUUAUUGAAGAGUAUGUUCGAACAUAGAAUAUUAAUUAAUCUGAGAACAUAUGAUACUCAUUCAUUGAUACUUUAUGCUAACGAUCAUUUAAAUAAUUUUAUACAUCUUUACAUUUCGAAUGGUACAAAUAUUGUUUAUCUCUUCAAUGCUGGUAAUGAAAUCAAAAAUAUUACUGUACAUCAUCCACAGGCUAACACUGGAAUAUCAAUACAAAUAGCCAUACUUCAUGAAGACAAAUCUACGAUUCUUGUUGUGAAUGAAUAUAACAAAACAUUGAAUGCAACUCCAAUACUUUUAGAUUCUUAUUCUAAUAAACCUUGGAUUAAUCCUGAAAAGGAAGUUUUAGCACCUCAAAGACCACCCGCACCACCAACAGAUUACUUUCAAAUGAAUUUGGGAGGUUUUGAUCCAGACGAUCUUUUAAGAGUAGGAAAAGAAGGUAAUCUUACUCAAGGGUAUGUAGGAUGUCUACGAGGGUUAAUGAUCGGCAAGUAUCACGUGGAUUUACCAAACUUAGCCAACGAAGCCAAUCACGAAGGUAGCAAAGGUGUCCUUCCGAAUUGUCAAAUGAAAUGUGACGCUAUGCCUUGCAAGAACAUGGGUAUAUGUACGGAAGAUUUUGGAAGGCAAGAAUCCUCUUGCAAUUGUGACUUAACAUCAUAUUUUGGUGAACACUGUGAAGAUGAGAAAGGUGCCGAUUUCAGUGGUGAUAGUGUACUUCAACGUGAAUUCGACCUAGAAGGAGAAGUGAAGCAAGUGAAAGUACAACUAGCAUUUUCAACGAACGAACUACGGCAGCGUACAACGGCAUUGUUGCUCUUGCAAACAGAAAACAAAAGAAGCUAUUAUCUACUCGUGGCCUUAACGUCGGAGGGUCAGCUGAUCUUCGAAGAGGAUGUCGAAGGCUCGGUUUAUGGUGUACGACUCAACGAUAGAAACUUCUUGAAUGGAGCUAGGCAUAGCAUUUAUUAUAUACGAGAAAAUAACACAGCGACACUAUUGGUCGAUCGCCAAGAAGUAAGCCUCUCACCAAUCCCAGCAAUCAAUACAGGCAAUCAAGGUGAUGACUAUGAUCCAGGUUCGACUGAGAUUCAACUUGGUGGACUAAAUACUACAGAUCCUCGGUUUUUGGCUUAUAAAGGAUACACCGGUUGCCUAAGCAACGUUGUUAUCUCGAUUAAUGGCGGACCUAUAAUGAAACCUUUAGAAGAGUACAUGUUAUUUACAAAACAAGGCAGUGAAACUGUCAGAGCAACCAGUCCAGGUGGUGUUAGAAGCGCACAAUGUGCAGUUUUUCAUGCACAACCUAGGGGUAUAGAAUCUCAAAGAAAUGACAGUGUUGGACGUGAUCGAGCAUGGGACGGGGAUCCCCCAGAAAGGAUUCUCUACAAAUCUCAAUAUUCUGACGCUACUAAAGAAGAACAAGGUGCAGGAACUUACGUUUUCAUAGCUCUAGUUUGUUUAUUCGUCGCUGCCGUGAUAGGAUGUAUUUAUGAAGUAUGGCGAAGUGCAAGAAAGGAUAGAAGACGUCGAAGAAGUGCAGCAGCUGUAGCUAGUAAAACACCGAGUCCUUCGGGAUCACAGAGAUGGCAACCUCAACAGUACACAGAUUCAUUGGUAACAACGACCGGUAUUAAAACUAUUGGAUUUAAAAUUACUGAUGAUGAGAAAAGGCCAAAUGGUACUCAUAUUAAAGCUACAGCUAAAGAAUACAAACCAAUACCUAAUACAGAACCUAAGGAAUUGAUGAAUGAUAAAAAAGUUCACAUAAAAGCAGACGAGGAACCAGAGAAAAAGGAGCUGCUAGGGGUAAAUACAGGCAUCGUCAAUAAACCUCCGAAACCAAACCCAUUUUCAAUGGAGGAUCUAAGAGAAGAACCAGAAUUAGAAGAAUGCGAAGAAGAAGAAGAAGAAGAUGAAAAUGACGAUAAAACUGAUUUGAUGGAAGAGGAUGAUCAAGAAGAACAAGAUGGAGAUGAUAAAGGAAACAAUGCUGCUGCUGCUACUACAGCUGAUGAAGAAGAUGAUGAUGAAGAAGAAGAAGGUGAUAACGAAGACGGCCAAGAGGACGAGGUCCUCUUGAAGUCGGUAAGAGAUACGUCACGAAGAAUGUCCUUGAUCGAUAAUCCAUCGUUAAAUGAAGAGAAGGGACUCCUUCAAACGAAUUUUUCCGUGACUGGUAUCAAUGAAAUUAAAACUGAAUGUAUACCAACAACAAAAACAAAUGUUAAUAACGUUAAUACGCAUGCUAACAAAAUUCCAAAUAGUAUUAAAAAGGAACCACCAAAAAGACCAAUGAGUUUAGAUCUUAGUGUACCUGUUGUGUUCAAAAGGCCACACGGAGGAGCUCGUUUUGAAAGAGUAACAGCAAGAUUGAUCGAUCCUCGCGAUAAUAUGUUCAAAACUUAGAUAAUUUGCACGAAAUAUCUAGGAACUGUUUAAAUAAGAAAAGAAAUAUAUAUUACGCGAUUAGAAUAUAUAAUAUAGAUGAGGAAUAUAAAUUUAAUAAGAGAAACUUCUAUAGUGCCUAGAAUAUACAUAUCGUAAAAGUUAUGAGAGAUUUAGAAUGUUUGUUCAACUGCAAUUUAGGAUGAGAUCGUGUUGAAUACAUUGAUAAACCCUUAGUGCCUCUUACUUAUUAAUACAAACAGAUAAUAUUAAUAUUAAAAUAAUAAUAAUAAUAAUGAUGAUGAUGAUGAUGAUGAUGGUGAUGAUGAUAAUGAUAAUAAUUAUUAUAUAGUAGUAAUGAUAACUUUAACAAAUUUAGGUAUAUUACGACCACAAGAUAAUUUAUGAUCAAUUUUUUGAUCUUGCUAUAACAAAUUUGUUAAGAUUUUCCAAUUUUAGAUUCGCGUUUAUAACAGCGAGAAAAAAAUAAGCAAAUUAGAAGACUUCAAAUUAGAUAAUUAACGUGAAACGAUAAUAAUAAUAAUAAUAAUUUGUCCUGUCAAUCGAUACAUACAUAUACACGUACAAACGUAAACUCGUUUAAUUUAAUGUUUAUAUGGGAAACAAAUCAUUGUACUAAUUGUCAUUAUUGUAAUUUCCAUUUCACUUAUUCAAUUCUCAUAUAAUUUGACACUUACGGCACGGAUUUGUGUGUUCACUGCCUGCUUAAACAAACAUAAUCGCACGAGAUUAUAAAAGAUAAUUAUGAAAUAUUAUUGAAUAAUUAUUAAUGUAUUAGUCAAAUUGGUUAAACUUUCGAAUUUUGUCGAUCAUUUUUUCAGCUUGAUAUUUCAUAUACAAUUUACAUUUAUGUUACACACACAUACAUAUAUACACGUGAGCCUGCAUACAUGCACACAAUGUUACGUAUGCUUGCUACGAUAAUAAAAAUGUUAUUAUCAAUGGUUUACACGUAUGUAUCUAUGUGUGUCAGGAAGAAUGAAAGUGUGCGUGUGACAAAUUAUUCAAAUUUAAUUUUCAUUCAAAUAAUUACGAAAAAAAUCAUUAUCAUUCCUAUGUGUAUGUGUGUACGUUUUAUAGGUGUUCGGUUUGUUUUUAGCAGCUUCACCACUAUUGCAGAAAAUAAUUUUGGCGUUGGUGUGCUUUUGGUGGCGAUAUUAUCGUUUGUUAUAUACGAAUCAUUCAUAUACCAUAGAUAAAUAUAUAUAAAUAAUGAUGAUUAUCGUAUAUGAAAGAGAGUUUAACAGAUACAGGAAUAAUUCAAAGAUGACACCGAUAUAAAUGAUCGCAGUUAAUUUUAUGUAACAUCAUCUUACGACGAUUUUGAUUCUAAUUUUUGUUCCCAUUUAAUUAAUUUAAUCGAAAUCGUAAUAAUAAUUUCAGCCUAGGAGUAGUUCGUCGUCUAGCACGAACGUCGAUGAAAACGUUGUCGAACCAUCAAAUACCAUUCUCGAAACCAACCAUACAAA
Messenger RNA from Polistes dominula (European paper wasp), 8369 nucleotides. RefSeq names its product axotactin (gene axo). Lineage: Eukaryota; Metazoa; Arthropoda; Insecta; Hymenoptera; Vespidae. The record is from RefSeq and is a predicted model, not a curated record. Gene Ontology annotation, molecular function: serine-type endopeptidase inhibitor activity.